Messenger RNA from Octodon degus (degu), 4423 nucleotides. RefSeq names its product calcium dependent secretion activator (gene Cadps). The coding region runs from base 1 to 3705 and encodes 1234 amino acids. NCBI's taxonomy places the organism in Eukaryota, Metazoa, Chordata, Mammalia, Rodentia, Octodontidae. Gene Ontology annotation, cellular component: glutamatergic synapse. Gene Ontology annotation, biological process: synaptic vesicle exocytosis; dense core granule exocytosis; positive regulation of exocytosis. The transcript has 30 exons. The record is from RefSeq and is a predicted model, not a curated record.
AUGCUGGACCCCUCGUCCAGCGAAGAGGAGUCGGAUGAGAUCGUGGAGGAGGAGAGCGGCAAGGAGGCGCUGGGCUCGGCCGCGUCCGGUGUGCGCCUGUCCCCCAGCCGCACCAGCGAGGGCCCGAUCAGCAAGCAGCAGCUGCAGACAGUCAAGGACCGCUUUCAGGCCUUUCUCAACGGGGAGACCCAGAUCGUGGCUGACGAGGCCUUCAUGAACGCCGUCCAGAGUUACUACGAGGUGUUUCUGAAGAGCGACCGUGUAGCCCGCAUGGUGCAGAGUGGAGGCUGCUCCGCCAACGACUCGCGCGAGGUCUUCAAGAAGCACAUUGAGAAGCGGGUGCGGAGCCUGCCAGAGAUCGAUGGCCUCAGCAAGGAGACUGUGCUGAGCUCCUGGAUGGCCAAGUUCGACGCUAUCUACCGUGGGGAAGAGGACCCCCGCAAGCAGCAGGCCCGCAUGACAGCCAGCGCCGCCUCAGAGCUGAUUCUGAGCAAGGAGCAACUAUAUGAGAUGUUCCAGAACAUUCUCGGUAUCAAGAAAUUCGAGCACCAGCUCCUGUACAAUGCAUGUCAGCUGGACAACCCGGAUGAGCAGGCGGCCCAGAUCAGGCGGGAGCUGGACGGACGUCUCCAAAUGGCAGACCAAAUAGCCAGGGAACGAAAAUUCCCUAAGUUCGUGUCCAAAGAAAUGGAGAACAUGUACAUCGAGGAGCUGAAGUCCUCCGUCAACCUGCUCAUGGCCAACCUGGAGAGCAUGCCUGUGUCCAAGGGCGGAGAGUUCAAGCUCCAGAAGCUGAAGCGCAGCCACAAUGCCUCCAUCAUCGACAUGGGUGAGGAGAGCGAGAACCAGCUGUCCAAGUCAGACGUCGUGCUGUCUUUCUCCUUAGAGGUAGUGAUCAUGGAAGUCCAAGGCCUCAAGUCCUUGGCUCCGAAUCGCAUCGUCUACUGCACGAUGGAGGUGGAAGGAGGGGAGAAGCUGCAGACGGACCAGGCCGAGGCUUCCAAGCCAACGUGGGGCACCCAGGGUGACUUCUCUACAACCCAUGCACUGCCUGCUGUGAAGGUGAAGCUGUUCACAGAAAGCACCGGUGUCCUGGCCCUAGAGGACAAGGAGCUUGGGCGGGUUAUUCUCCACCCUACCCCGAAUAGCCCCAAGCAAUCCGAAUGGCACAAAAUGACAGUUUCCAAAAACUGCCCAGAUCAGGAUCUCAAAAUCAAACUUGCUGUCCGAAUGGAUAAGCCUCAAAACAUGAAGCAUUCUGGGUAUCUGUGGGCCAUUGGGAAGAACGUGUGGAAGAGAUGGAAGAAAAGGUUUUUCGUAUUGGUGCAGGUCAGUCAGUACACAUUUGCCAUGUGCAGUUACCGGGAGAAGAAGGCGGAGCCGCAGGAGCUGCUGCAGCUGGAUGGCUACACUGUGGACUACACAGACCCCCAGCCAGGUCUGGAAGGGGGCCGAGCCUUCUUCAAUGCCGUUAAGGAAGGAGACACGGUGAUAUUCGCCAGCGAUGACGAGCAGGACCGCAUCCUGUGGGUCCAAGCCAUGUACCGGGCCACCGGGCAGUCACACAAGCCCGUGCCCCCAACCCAGGUCCAGAAGCUCAACGCCAAGGGAGGGAACGUGCAGGCCUCUUCUCAGUUAAGUGGCCCACAAGACGCAGAUAGAGCCCAAAAGCAUGGCAUGGAUGAAUUUAUCUCGUCCAACCCCUGUAACUUUGACCACGCUUCCCUUUUUGAGAUGGUGCAACGCCUUACUUUGGAUCACAGACUUAAUGAUUCCUAUUCUUGCCUGGGCUGGUUCAGUCCUGGCCAGGUGUUCGUAUUAGACGAAUACUGUGCCCGCAAUGGAGUCCGAGGGAGCCACCGACAUCUCUGCUACCUCAGAGACCUGCUGGAGCGGGCAGAGGACGGGACCACGAUCGACCCCACCCUUCUCCACUACAGCUUUGCCUUCUGUGCGUCACAUGUCCACGGCAACAGGCCUGAUGGAAUCGGGACUGUGACUGUUGAGGAGAAGGAACGCUUUGAAGAAAUCAAAGAGAGACUCCGAGUUCUGUUGGAAAAUCAGAUUACACAUUUUAGGUAUUGCUUUCCAUUUGGUCGACCUGAAGGUGCAUUAAAAGCUACUCUGUCACUCUUGGAAAGGGUUUUGAUGAAGGAUAUUGUCACCCCAGUGCCACAAGAGGAGGUAAAAACCGUCAUCCGUAAAUGUUUAGAGCAGGCUGCUCUAGUCAACUACUCUCGUCUCUCUGAGUAUGCCAAAAUUGAAGAAAAUGUAGGCCGGUUAAUCACUCCUGCCAAAAAGCUCGAAGACACGAUCCGCCUUGCUGAGCUAGUCAUUGAAGUUCUUCAGCAGAACGAAGAGCACCACGCAGAGGGGAAAGAGGCCUUUGCGUGGUGGUCAGACUUACUGGUGGAGCACGCAGAGACGUUCCUGUCCCUCUUCGCGGUGGACAUGGAUGCAGCGCUAGAGGUGCAGCCUCCAGAUACGUGGGACAGUUUUCCAGUGUUUCAGCUGCUGAAUGAUUUUCUCCGUACCGACUAUAAUUUGCGCAAUGGAAAAUUCCACAAACACCUGCAAGACCUGUUUGCCCCACUUGUGGUUAGAUAUGUGGAUCUGAUGGAGUCCUCAAUUGCACAAUCCAUUCACAGGGGCUUUGAGCGGGAGUCAUGGGAACCAGUCAAUAACCUACCCAAUGUGAACCUACCCAAUGUGAACCUCCCUAAAGUACCAAACCUGCCAGUUAACAUCCCUCUAGGCAUCCCUCAGAUGCCUACUUUUUCGGCACCGUCGUGGAUGGCUGCUAUAUAUGAUGCUGAUAAUGGAUCAGGCACAUCUGAAGACCUGUUCUGGAAACUUGAUGCCCUUCAGACCUUCAUUCGGGACCUGCACUGGCCCGAGGAAGAAUUUGGAAAGCACCUAGAACAACGGCUGAAGUUGAUGGCAAGUGACAUGAUUGAGUCUUGUGUCAAAAGAACCAGGAUUGCAUUUGAAGUUAAGCUGCAAAAAACCAGUCGAUCAACAGAUUUCCGAGUCCCGCAGUCAAUAUGCACCAUGUUCAACGUUAUGGUUGAUGCCAAAGCUCAAGCAACAAAACUUUGCAGCAUGGAAAUGGGCCAAGAGCAUCAGUACCACUCAAAAAUAGACGAACUAAUUGAAGAAACUGUUAAAGAAAUGAUAACACUCUUGGUUGCAAAGUUCAUUACUAUCUUGGAAGGAGUGCUGGCAAAACUAUCCAGAUACGACGAAGGGACUUUGUUUUCUUCUUUUCUGUCAUUUACUGUGAAGGCCGCUUCCAAGUACGUGGACGUGCCUAAACCCGGAAUGGAUGUGGCCGACGCCUACGUGACGUUCGUCCGCCACUCUCAGGACGUCCUGCGUGAUAAGGUCAAUGAGGAGAUGUAUAUAGAAAGGUUAUUUGAUCAAUGGUACAACAGCUCCAUGAAUGUCAUCUGUACCUGGCUGACGGACCGGAUGGACUUGCAGCUUCACAUAUAUCAGUUGAAAACACUAAUUAGGAUGGUAAAGAAAACCUACAGAGAUUUCCGAUUGCAAGGGGUCCUGGAUUCCACACUGAACAGCAAGACCUACGAGACCAUCCGGAACCGGCUCACUGUGGAGGAGGCCACGGCGUCUGUGAGCGAGGGCGGGGGCCUGCAGGGCAUCAGCAUGAGGGACAGCGAUGAGGAGGAUGAGGAAGACGACUAGGCCACUCUGGCCUGGAAUCCGCUGGGACAGAGUCCUGUAAUCAAUGCAUGUCCUUAGUCUGUUAGUUAAUCCACUCGGGAACUCUCUGUCAAUCCCAUGCCCAUGAGACGUUUACCAGUACAGUUGUCAUCUUAGCUCUGUGGUACCAAGUUAGCAGCUGACCUUCAGACCCGCUGGUUUUCUUAUUUUCCUGUCCGUAUGUUUACAAGCAAUAUGGAGCACCAUUCUUUCAAUGCCGUCCACAGAGAACACAGUCAGCUCUGAGGCCCAGGCGCAGCAGCCUCGGCCAAGCGCGAUGAUGCUUUGUGCUCAGUAUCGCGUAUGCGCCGCUAGUACCAGGGUGUGAGGGCGCGUGUGCUGAGUACUCUGACUUCUCUGUUCAUGUAUGUGGAUGCCAGUUAUUUUGAUGAGUACAUAAAUAAAUUAAUUUAAUGAAGCACAUAGAUUUGCUUUGUUUUCAUUGACAAGCCAAAGGCAAGGCUCCAACAGCCAACUUUUGGUUCUUUCUGUUCCCCUAAAACUAAAACGGAAGCUGGCCCCUGCAGCCCUGUCAGCUUAUCUUUUCGUUUAUCUAUGUAGCCAAAAGAAAGAAGGCUGCACACCGACAGGUUGGUUUUCCCGCCCCGGCAAGGGGCUGUCCUGUCAUGCUUGGGGCAUGGUGGCUAUCUCCCAUCAGAGUUUAUCCUAUUAAAUGUCACAUUUUGCUUUUGUUUCAAUA